Messenger RNA from Thlaspi arvense, 366 nucleotides. NCBI's taxonomy places the organism in Eukaryota, Viridiplantae, Streptophyta, Magnoliopsida, Brassicales, Brassicaceae. The record is from the annotation of a GenBank genome assembly.
AUGAAGCAGAUGGCAUUAGCCGACGCAUUGCUCGCAAACCUCGCCACGUUCUACUUGGCCAUGAUUUUUAUUAUCAAAGCGUACGGUUUGAUAACCGGUCGUAACUUCGGCGCCGGGGUUCUGGUUAUCGCGUCGAUGACAGUGGUCGUCGUCGUGCUGGUUCUGACGCUCGCUUGGGACGUAUCAAGAAGAGCCGCGGGAGGGAUCACGCGGUACAACCGCCGUGGCGGAGAGACUCUGAAUGAGCGUCACCAUAACGAAAGUGGUCGUGGUAGCUGUAAAGGAGGGAUUUGUUGGCACGGUUUAGCGGUCCGGUCACAGGCUUCAAAGGUUCAUUUUAGGCUCCCACAACAUAUACCGUACUGA